Messenger RNA from Arabidopsis thaliana (thale cress), 2116 nucleotides. Its product is annotated as myb-like HTH transcriptional regulator family protein. The record is from RefSeq and is marked reviewed. Gene Ontology annotation, cellular component: nucleus. Bases 489 to 1838 code for a protein of 449 amino acids. The transcript is spliced from 8 exons. Gene Ontology annotation, molecular function: DNA binding; DNA-binding transcription factor activity. Lineage: Eukaryota; Viridiplantae; Streptophyta; Magnoliopsida; Brassicales; Brassicaceae.
UGGUUGACCAGGUAUGAAAUGUGAUUAGGAAGAGAAUACGAGAGAGAGCUAAGCGUGAUGUCGAUAAAAUAAAAUAAAAUUUAUGUGGCAAAACGCACGAGCACUUGAAUCCUACGUGGCAAAUGAACUAACGGAUUGAAUUGGUCCGUGAGUUACAGUCGAGGAAAGAGCGGGUGGAACAAGAAAGAGGUCCAGCAAGACGGAGACCAAUCAAGCAAAGCCAACAGUACACACUUCGACGGCGAUUUCGUAGCGAAAUCUCCGUCUCCUUCCUUUAACCCCAUCUCUUCUUCUUCUUCUUUUGCUUUCUCAUUCGAAUUAACUUCAUCUCUUUGAUGGGAUUCAGCUUGUUUUCUCAAAUGUUAGUUUUUUCUUCAUUUGUUAUGCAGCAAGUAUUAAAAAGGUGAAGACUUUAUCAUCCUCUCAGCGGCUUGGAUGCUAACUGCAAACUAAUGGGGGAUCUUGUCAAGAGACAGUUUUGAUUGUUGAUGUACAUCAAAGCAAUCAUGAACAGACACAGGCUUCUCUCAGCGGCAACAGAUGAAUGCAAUAAAAAACUUGGUCAAGCUUGCUCUUCUUCUUUAUCUCCAGUCCAUAACUUUCUGAAUGUCCAGCCAGAACACCGGAAAACUCCUUUCAUAAGGUCACAAUCUCCAGAUUCACCUGGUCAGCUAUGGCCAAAGAAUAGUUCUCAGAGCACCUUCUCUCGGUCUUCCACCUUUUGCACAAACCUCUACUUGUCAUCAUCUUCAACCUCUGAGACUCAGAAACAUCUAGGAAACAGUCUUCCUUUCCUCCCUGAUCCCUCCUCUUACACCCACUCAGCUUCUGGUGUGGAGUCUGCAAGAUCUCCAUCUAUUUUCACUGAGGAUUUGGGCAAUCAAUGUGAUGGAGGCAACUCCGGGUCGCUUCUCAAAGACUUCCUUAAUCUUUCUGGAGAUGCUUGUUCCGAUGGCGAUUUUCAUGAUUUUGGCUGUUCGAAUGACAGCUAUUGCUUAUCAGAUCAAAUGGAAUUACAGUUCCUGUCUGAUGAACUUGAGCUGGCUAUCACAGACCGCGCUGAAACUCCCAGGCUUGAUGAGAUCUAUGAAACGCCAUUGGCGUCAAAUCCAGUGACGAGAUUGAGUCCAAGCCAAAGCUGUGUUCCUGGAGCAAUGUCUGUAGACGUAGUUUCAUCUCACCCUUCUCCGGGAUCAGCAGCCAAUCAAAAGUCGAGAAUGAGAUGGACUCCUGAGCUCCACGAGUCUUUUGUAAAGGCGGUGAUCAAACUUGAAGGGCCUGAAAAGGCCACUCCAAAGGCUGUUAAGAAGCUCAUGAAUGUUGAGGGCUUGACGAUCUAUCAUGUAAAAAGCCACUUGCAGAAGUAUAGACUAGCCAAGUAUAUGCCAGAGAAAAAAGAAGAGAAAAGGACUGAUAACUCAGAAGAAAAGAAACUGGCUUUGAGUAAGAGUGAAGCUGACGAGAAGAAGAAAGGGGCCAUACAAUUAACUGAAGCACUGCGUAUGCAGAUGGAAGUUCAGAAGCAAUUGCAUGAACAGCUGGAGGUGCAACGGGUGCUUCAGCUACGAAUUGAAGAGCAUGCUAAAUACUUGGAAAAGAUGUUGGAAGAACAACGCAAAACAGGAAGGUGGAUUUCUUCUUCUUCGCAGACAGUGUUAUCACCUAGUGAUGACUCUAUACCAGAUUCUCAAAACAUGUCCAAAACCAAAGCAUCUUCGCCUCAGCCGCCAUUACCUGCAGAGAACAAAGCGUCGGAAACCGAAGACGAUAAAUGUGAAAGCCCUCAGAAACGUCGCAGGCUUGAGAACAUAGCUGAAUCUGAAGAUCCUAAGAGGUAGUAAGAUUCUUCAAGUAUGUAAAUAUGGUCCGUUUUGUGUAAUUUAGUGAGAGAGAGAGUGUCACUCAAAAUAUAUGUUUGUAAUGUAGAUCUUUGUCAGAAACGUGUAAACUUAUUACGGAUAUUGAGGAUGUCACUGCCUUCACUGUGAGAAAAGAAUCUUUAAUUCUGUGUUUGUGUGUGUAUAGGUCACUGGUUAGUGAGAAAACUGAAGAGUUCACUUUCCAAUGUUUAUAUACAAGUUUGCUAAUAUCAAACGUGGAAGUCACUUUCCAUAAG